Centropristis striata (black sea bass) is the source of this 1945-nucleotide messenger RNA. Its product is annotated as mothers against decapentaplegic homolog 4-like. The record is from RefSeq and is a predicted model, not a curated record. Gene Ontology annotation, biological process: cell differentiation; BMP signaling pathway; regulation of transcription by RNA polymerase II. Gene Ontology annotation, cellular component: heteromeric SMAD protein complex. Lineage: Eukaryota; Metazoa; Chordata; Actinopteri; Perciformes; Serranidae. The transcript is spliced from 11 exons. Gene Ontology annotation, molecular function: RNA polymerase II cis-regulatory region sequence-specific DNA binding; DNA-binding transcription factor activity, RNA polymerase II-specific; I-SMAD binding. The coding region runs from base 128 to 1945 and encodes 605 amino acids.
ACCCGGGGAGGAGAGCCGAGACCCGGGGAGGAGGAGAGGAGAGACCCGGGGAGGAGAGCCGAGACCCGGGCAGGUGAGGAGAGAGGAGCCGCUGAGGCUCCGGAGCCCCGAGAGACUGGAGGUGAGCAUGUCGGGGCUAGGCUCCGCCCCCAGCAGCGGCGACGCCUGCCUCAGCAUCGUCCACAGCCUGAUGUGUCACCGUCAGGGCGGCGAGAACGAGGGCUUCGCCAAGCGCGCCAUCGAGAGCCUGGUGAAGAAGCUGAAGGAGAAGAAGGAGGAGCUGGACUCGCUCAUCACCGCCGUCACCUCCUCCGGCCUCCACCCCAGCAGCUGCGUCACCAUCCAGAGGACGCUGGACGGACGGCUGCAGGUGGCGGGUAGGAAGGGUUUCCCUCAUGUGAUCUACGCCCGUCUGUGGCGCUGGCCUGACCUCCAUAAGAACGAGCUGAAACACGUCAAGUUCUGUCAGUUUGCCUUCGACCUGAAGUACGACAGCGUGUGUGUGAACCCGUACCACUACGAGAGGGUGGCGCCCGCCGCCGCAGGUCCUCAGUCUGUGAUAAAGGACGAGUUCAUUCAGGACUGUCUGCAGAUAGACCUGCCCCCCCACUCAGACCCCUACAGCCAGCCGCGGGCCGCCAUGUAUCCCAGCAUGCCCCUCUCUCCUCCAGGCAGCAGCUCCAUGACGCCUGCAGCUCCAUCAGCUGGCAGCGGGAGGAAUGGCGGCGGCGAGGGCCCCGGGCUCCUUCAGAUCGCCCCCCCUCAGAACCACGGGAGCCACGCCUCCCCGCCGCACCCCAACCCCCCCCACACACCCCAGCCCCCUCACCCCCCCACCCCCACCUCCCCACACCUGCCCGACUACAGCAGCCCCCCCAAGACUGCCACCUGGCCAGGUAACAGCCCCACCCCCUACAGCCCUGCAGGACAGAGUGGGCGGAGCCACCAGCAGCCACCGUUACAUCAUCAUCAUCAUCACCACGCCCCCAACACCCACUUCUGGUCCCAGCACCACAGCACGGCCCCGUACCCUCAGCCAGUGUCCAACCACCCAGGUCCAGAGUUCUGGUGCUCCGUGUCCUACUUUGAGUUGGACGUGCAGGUCGGGGAGAUGUUUAAGGUCCAGUCCAGCUGUCCUCUGGUGACGGUGGACGGAUAUGUGGAUCCUUCAGGUGGAGACCGUUUCUGUCUGGGACAGCUGAGCAACGUCCACCGCACCGCCGCCAGCCACCGCGCCAGGCUCCACAUCGGGCGGGGCGUCCAGCUGGAGUGUCGGGGGGAGGGGGACAUCUGGAUGCGUUGCCUUAGCGACCACUCUGUGUUUGUCCAGAGUCUUUACCUGGACCGGGAAGCGGGUCGAGCGCCGGGGGACGGCGUCCACAAGAUCUACCCCGGAGCGUAUAUCAAGGUGUUUGACCUGAGACAGUGCCACAGACAGAUGCAGCAGCAGGCCACUGUAGCCAAUCAGGCCGCGGCGGUCGCUGGAUCGAUUCCCGGAGCGAACAUUGUUGGAGGGACCCCCCCCACAGUCACAGCAGGUCUGGGUGUGGAUGAGUUGAGGAGGUUGUGUAUUGUGCGUCUGAGCUUCGUUAAGGGUUGGGGAUGUGACUAUCCGCGCCGCAGCAUCAAGGACACGCCCUGCUGGCUGGAGGUCCACCUGCACCGCGCCCUGCAGCUGCUCGACCAGGUGCUGCACGCCCUGCCGCCGCGGGAACACGCCCUGCCGCCGCGGGAACACGCCCUGCCGCCGCGGGAACACGCCCUGCCGCCGCGGGAACACGCCCUGCCGGUGCCACGGGAACACGCCCUGCCACCGCGGGAACACGCCCUGCCGCCACGGGAACACGCCCUGCCACCGCGGGAACACGCCCUGCCGGUGCCGCGGGAACACGCCCUGCCGCCACGGGAACACGCCCUGACGCCGCAGCGGGAACACGUGCUCUGA